This is a messenger RNA of [Torrubiella] hemipterigena, 2105 nucleotides long. The record is from the annotation of a GenBank genome assembly. NCBI's taxonomy places the organism in Eukaryota, Fungi, Ascomycota, Sordariomycetes, Hypocreales, Clavicipitaceae.
AUGGCCAGAUGGGGAACCGGCGCGGGCGCGUGCCUACUUGAGAUCCUCGUCUACCUCGGAGCCUACCCGGCCGCGCUUAAUCUUAUCGGCUCCUUCCUCGAUGAUCGCUCGACGCAUCUUGUUAUCGACGGGGUCUCCACGGGUCCGUUCCGACUCCGAUGCGGGAGCCCCCAGGGGUCCCCCAUCUCGCCUAUCCUCUUUAUCAUUUACAUCUCAACCUUAUAUCACCAUCUAUCUAAUAUCCCUGGUAUCCAACUUAUCGGGUUCUCCGAUGAUAGCAAUAUCGUCGCUAUCGCUUCUACACACACAGGCGUCGUCCGCUUGCUAGAGGAGGCUUGGACUCGCUGCGCGUCUUGGGCGGACGCGCACGGCGCUACUUUCGCAGCGGCUAAGACUACUAUCACCCAUUUCACUCGCGCUCACUCUCCUCUUACUACUAGCGUCCGACUCGGCCCUGUUUCGCAGCCGCCUACGGAAACAGCGCGCUUCCUCGGGUUCUACUUCCAUCGGAAGCUCACGUGGGAACACCACGCACGCGAAGCCAAGGCCCGCGCUGCCCGAGCUGCCGGGGCCCUGAGCGGCACCGGUCUGAUGGCGUGGGGGACCCGGCUCGAGAACGCUCGCCUUAUCUACACAAUGGUCCACCGCUCUAUCCUCACGUAUGGGUCAGUUCUCUUCCACAAACCUGGUGAUAUCCCCCUAGGACCUGCACGUACUAUGAGUGGUACCCAGCACGAUAUGCUCCGGCUCCUUGCUGGGGCCUUCCGGGCCACUCCAGCGCACUACCUAGAGGCCGAUCUUCAAAUCCCUCCCCUUCAUCUAUACAUGACCUACCGCAGCGAACGCUCCCUUGCGCGGUUCAUGAAUAACGGGACCCUUGCUAGGGUCCGUGCUGCGUCUGCCGCGGUUGCGGGCCUCCAGCGGCUCCCUCGUCGCCAGCACUACCGUCGUCCCCUCGAGGACUACCACCGUCAGUACGGUCGCGACCUUCUCGGGGCCUGACCGGCCCCUGAUCGCAAAUCCCUCUCUAAGCACCUGAAUAAGCGCUGGUAGCAGCACUGGCUGCACCAGGAGUCUGCACGGCUCUCCCGCCGGAGCAGCGCACAAGGCCACCGACCGUCGAACUGCUCAGAGCUCCCGCCUCGGCUCCGCACUGGCCGCCUGCCGGCGCCCUACCGGGGCAGCAACACCCCGAAACACAUCUCCUCCUUGGUACUGCAGAUGAGGACUGGAAAGAUUGGUCUAAACGACUUCCUAUUCAGCCGGCGUGUACCCGACGUGGCGUCGCCCCUAUGCCGUUGCGGAUCCGGGCGGGAGACCACGUUCCAUAUAAUCCUACACUGCGAACUCUACGACCGUCCGUCGCUGUCGACCGAGGCGGCUGUUCGCCGGGCCCUCGACACACCCGAUAGCGCCGCGCGAUUAGCACGAUGGCUACUAGACACGGGCCGAAUCAGCUACCUCACAGCAGCGUACCAGGCCUAUAAUAGUCGACCUGGAUGAGGAACGGCUAACUAAUAUCACAGGUCUGUAGUGAGAGUAGGGGUAAACUAUCUUGUUUACACGGUGUCUCCUUACUUAUUCUCUAUUACUUUGUUUACUUGUCUAUUUGCUUUCUUCUUGUAUUACUAACUCUUGUCUCCUACUAUCCGGUCCAGUGUCGUCUCCGGCCUGGACCCUCCACGACACCGGCAUGGACCCACCGCGGCCAACCCAAAUAUAGGGGUUUUCUUUGUUUUUCCCCUAUAAUAUAUAUAGUUUAGAGCUAGAUAAGCUAGAUAGCUUCUAUUAGCCUAAUAAUAAUAAUAAUAAUAAUCUACCCUAGAUUACUUAAUUGUAUUUUAUGAAUUUAUUAGCUUAUAUAACGGGCUAGGCCCGAGAGGGUCUCGGUGAAUCUCGACCAGGAACCUAUGUAAGUCGUAUAAGAGGCAAUUCCCACAGCUAGAAUUACCCCCUUUUUAGAACCUUUCUUCAUCAUCUUUGAAUACUUGUAGUAGUCUUUUAGCUAGUUGUUAAUACACUCAGUUAAGACCGUUACAGCUUAUAGCUUCUCUAACUAUGAUGAAGACUAAGGAAUGCACCACGCGCGUCAAAUGUACUUCUCU